This is a messenger RNA of Dermochelys coriacea (leatherback sea turtle), 4814 nucleotides long. RefSeq names its product aquaporin 8 (gene AQP8). Lineage: Eukaryota; Metazoa; Chordata; Testudines; Dermochelyidae. Gene Ontology annotation, biological process: water transport; transmembrane transport. The record is from RefSeq and is a predicted model, not a curated record. Bases 3232 to 4002 code for a protein of 256 amino acids. The transcript is spliced from 8 exons. Gene Ontology annotation, cellular component: plasma membrane. Gene Ontology annotation, molecular function: water channel activity.
CUAAGGUGCCACAAGUACUCCUUUUUCUUCUUUUGAAAAUCAAUUCUGUAAUCAAAGCGUGAGUGCUACAAGUGUGGGGAGGAUUCACGGGGGUUUUCGUACAGAACAACGUGGUUGAAUCCCUGCUUUAAGUGCAAAACUGAACUCCACACUAACGAUGGAGUUGCAACUGCUGUCUAUAAUACCGCAAAUACUAUUAAAGGUCUAAUAGAGCUGUACACAGAUUUAUUCUACUUAUUGUAAAUAUAGAACAAAUAUGUCGGCUCUUGAUUAUUACGUGAAUUGGUCACCUCCAAGAAAUGCAAAUGGUGCAGAAAGUGUAGGGAGUGGCAUUAUUCUCCUGGAGUCUGUAUAGAUCUAGUGCCCAGGUUUGAGCAUAGAAUCAACUUCCUAGCCUCUAGAGUUAGGGCACUGCUGGAGGUGCCAAGGCACUGGUCUAUAAGGUCCCCUGGCACCUCUCAUUAGAGCGGAGCUGUUCAGAGUUCAAUGUUCUGACUGAAUUCCAGUUUGGCUAAUUGCAUUCUGCCUCCCUAUAUUCAUUCCACUGCAAUGUGUUCUUCAUUUCCUAUCCUGGGUGUAUCCCCCACAGGGUCAAUUGCAUUUCAGUGGUGGAUGAAGUAAUCCCUAACCGUUGCUUGGGGAGGGAAAGAAGGGUUAAUUUGUCAAAGUGUAUAAAGCCCUUUGAGAGCCUCAGCUGAGAGGUGCUAAAGUAGAGCAAAAUAGAAUCGUAGAAAUGUGGGACUGGAAUGGACCUUGAUAGGUCAUCUAGACUGCAGACCCCUGCACUGAGGCAGGACUAAGUAUUAUCUAGACCAUCCCUGACUUGGUAUUUAGCCACCAAUGCCAUGAGGCGGUGUGCCUCAGUUUCCCCUUCUGCACAGUAGCAAGGGCAUAAUCUUGGAUGCUUAUUUCAGGUAGUGUUUUAGGAGAUGUCUUUUUCUGCCCUGGUCCCUCUCUGUCCCAGAGAGAACAACAAAAGACCACACAAACAAGAAACCUUCCCCCACAGAUUUGAAAGGAUCCUCCUCCCUCACUAGUCCCCCCCGGUCAGACGCCAACCAGGCCACCCGAGCUUCUUAGCCCCUUAUAGGUAAAAGAGGGAUUCCAUGCUCCCUUCGCUGUAUGUUUAUGACGUGGUGAUUCAUUUGGUCACAGAAGCUCAUGCUUAGGUUUACCAGUCCUCCAGGAUUGUCCUGGAGUCUCAGGAAUUAAAGAUUAAUCUUUAAUUACUGUGAUAGAGCCAGGCCAGUUGAGUACACCCUGACAGGUGUUUGUCUAAUCUGUUUUUAAAACCCUCCAAGGAUGGAGAUUUUACAGCCUCCCUAGGUAAUUUGUUCUUAACUACCCUGACAGGGAGCUUUGCCUAAUGUUUAACUUAAAUCUCCCUUGCUGCAAUUUAAGCCAAUUACAUCUUGUCCUGUCCUCAGUGGCUAUGGAGAACAGUUUAUCCUCCUCGUCAUAACAUUGUUUUACCUACUUGAAGACUGUUAUCCUGUUCCCUUUCAGUCUUCUCUACUCCAGACUAAACAAACCAGUUUUUUCAGUCUUGUUCUCUGAAAUGCUUGCAACCCCUCCCCUCUUUGUAUUGCCUGGAAACUUUACAAGUGUACUUUCUAUGCUGUUCUCCAAAUCACUUAUGAAGAUAUUGAACAGAAAUGGACCCAAGACAGAUCCUUCUGGGACCCCGCUCGAUAUGCGCUUCCAUUGAUAUAUACUCGCUGUGUGUGGUCACUGUUGUUUAUCAGUAUGCUCCAUAUUGUCCCUUCUUUUGACAUGACCACUUGUCUCAUGUGGUAGCUUAACUUCCCUCUGCUGUUCAGGAGUUUGUUGCAUUCUUUACCUUUGGAAAAUAAACUGUCUCUCUAGCUGGCAUGGAGUAAAAGCAGCAAGUCUGCACAGCAUCUGAGCAGAAGGGCAGGAAACUCGCAAGUAAGUGAAACCGUGCUCUUGCUGAUAACCGCUGGCUGGCUGCAGAGUCACUCACGAGGCUGCCAAGGUUGUUGCCUUAGGAAAUGGGGAAGAAAUGUGACAUUUCUGUGAAUAAGAAUAGCAGCAGCAUUUACACUUCCUUAGAUUGGAAUUAUAAGGGCUCCCAAUCUGCUUGCCUCAGGGCAUAAAGAUAUCAGCCAAAAAUCCUUGUUACAGUGCUGAAGUGAAGUAAAUGCAUCCGAUGAAGUGAGCUGUAGCUCACGAAAGCUUAUGCUCUAAUAAAUUUUAGUCUCUAAGGUGCCACAGGUACUCCUUUUCUUUUUGCGAAUACAGACUAACACGGCUGCUACUCUGAAACCAGUGCUGAAGUGGUAACUGAAGUAUGGAUAUCAACCAAAUUAAUCUAUGCACAGCAUAUCUGAAGCACCUGCCACUUUGGUAAUUUUUAUCUAUUGCCUUUGUAGAUCAUUGUCUUCCUCUACAACAUUAGGCACUGGUUACUAUUAGAUAAAGAAAAGGAGUACUUGUGGCACCUUAGAUACUAACCAAUUUAUUUGAGCAUAAGCUUUCGUGAGCUACAGCUCACUUCAUCGGAUGCAUUCAGUGGAAAAUACAGUGGGGAGAUUUAUGCUCAAAUAAAUUGGUUAGUCUCUAAGGUUCCACAAGUCCUUCUUUUCUUUUUGCAAAUACAGGCUAAUACGGCUGCUACUCUGAAACCUGUUGUUAAAUAAAGGAAAUCUGGCUGAACUGAGCAUUGGUCUGUUCUGCCAGGGUGCUAGAUACCAGAUCAGACGGAUCAUUCUUCUGUUCAGGUCUAGCAGGAGGUGGAAAGUGUAACUACCUGGAUCACUUGUGCAUUUGCUGUGGCAGAAGAUGGAAUGCUUGAGCAGAUGGCCUCAUGGUCUACCCCUGUUUUGGCACUUGUUAUAUUCUUAUUUUUCUAUGACAAUAGAAAGGAGGCCUAAUAACCCCUCUAAUGAAACCGACUGCUCCACCUACAGAGUGGAUCACAGUGGUGAGCAAACUCCAGGGCAGCUGCCAUGAUGAACGUCACACUGAAUUAAAAAGCGACUGUAAGCCCUGCAAGACGGGUCCUGUCACACUGUUUGGACGGACAGCACCUAGCGCAACGGGGCUCUGCUCUUGGUUGGCCCCUCUAGGUGAAGUAGGGAGCAUUCCAAUAUUUCUAUGAGACAGAUAAGCCAUUCCUCUAGGUGCAGUGUGAUCAUUGCUCGCUGAGGUCCUGCUGGCGUCAAGAGGUCUCUGCAGCUCCCAGAAGAACAGAGCACUCAAACUCCCCUGAUGUCUGACCUGGAGUUUGGUCGCAUGUCCAUAAAGGAGGUGGAAAUGGAGGGCAAGUACAAACCUCGACAGCCUCACUGGUACGAGCUGUAUGCCCAGCCCUGCGUGGCAGAACUCCUGGGGUCAGCGUUGUUCAUCUUCAUCGGGUGCGCUUCAGUGAUUGAGAAUGUGGACGGCACAGGGAGGCUGCAGCCCGCCCUUGCGCAUGGGUUGGCUCUUGGGCUCAUCAUCGCCAUUUUGGGAAACAUCAGCGGUGGCCAUUUUAACCCAGCUGUCUCCUUGGCCGCAUGGUUGAUUGGUGGGCUGAACAUCAUGCUGCUCAUCCCUUACUGGAUCUCCCAGCUGUGUGGGGGACUGAUCGGAGCUGGCCUGGCAAAGGUUAUGACAACAAAUGACAGAUACAUAAAUGCCACUGGAGCGGCUUUCACUAGCAUCACAGACGACGGGCAGAUCCCCUCCGCCCUUGUGGGUGAGAUUGUCAUGACCAUGUUCCUGGUCUUAGCCGUCUGCAUGGGAGCCAUCAAUGAAAAAACCAGCAGCCCUUUGGCACCUUUCUGCAUUGGUUUCACUGUCACCGCUGACAUCCUAGCUGGAGGCGCUAUAUCUGGGGCUUGCAUGAACCCUGCCAGAGCUUUUGGACCAGCUCUGGUAGCAAACUACUGGGACUAUCACUGGGUUUACUGGGUAGGGCCCAUGGUAGCCAGCCUGCUAGUUGGUGCAUUGAUAAGGCUCUUGAUUGGCGAUAGGAAAAUCCGCCUGCUCCUGAAGUGAGCCCUGGAUUGGGCCUGCAUGCGGGACACAAUCACUUAUGGAUAGGAAAUUGGCUCUACUUGGCCCCCGGGAGAAACUCUACUUCACCACACACCAGCACCUCCAUUCUCACUGUCUGACCACAUGGAACUGCUCAGGGAUCCAAGCUUUCCAGUCUGUUUUCCCCAGAGAGCAGGUGUCGGCAGGAUGAUCCCACUUGACGCUACGGAUUCUGUAAAAAAAAAAAAAUCAAAACCAAAAACAUCCAUUGUAUUGAGAUUAAAGAGAAGGCCUGCCUGGCUUGGUAGAAGCGCUAGGAGCACUGGCCUUUCCUCUCUGUGCUGGGGCAGGGCCUCUUGCUACUGCACAAAUGGCAGCCAGAAGCCAGAGCAGUUGUCCUGGGGGUUAAUAUCCAGUAUGGAGAGAAGCUAAAAUGGGCAGGCGGGUCUGGCGGGCAGUGAUGAAGCAGUGCUAGCCUGGUUUGCACAGUGCUCCCGCUGGCAUGACAGUGCGACUGCAGUACCUUGAUGAUGCCAAUGUGCUUGCUGCUCCAGUCGCUGUGGGAAAUUCGCUUCCUUUACUUUUCUGUGCUGGAGAUGGGAGUGCCCAUCCCUGUGUUCCCCUGGCCCCACCGCGUUCCCGGCACAGUACAAGUGGUGCUUCUGGAGAAAGCACUUCUUUAUUGUGUCCCAUGGCCCCAUCCUGUGUGCUUGAUCUCCAGCAAUCUCUCCUGCUCCCCAGGGCUGGCUGACAUCUCUGCCGGUUGCCAGAUGCUGUAGUGAGCAGCCUGCUCUAAUCCUAAUAAGGUGAAUAAAAGCCGAGUUGAACAGAAA